Messenger RNA from Mesorhabditis spiculigera, 978 nucleotides. Lineage: Eukaryota; Metazoa; Nematoda; Chromadorea; Rhabditida; Rhabditidae. The record is from the annotation of a GenBank genome assembly.
AUGAUUCAGCUUCGUUUGAAUCAGCGAUUCCGGCAAUCAUGCGCUUUUGUGCUGGAAUUAAGAAAGAACCUUUUCCAUCGAAUUUUUAAUUUAGAUACUAAAAAUCAAGCUAACAAAGUCCGCGAUCGGAUCCCCACGAAAAAGCAGUACGACCGGCAACUUACCGAUGUCUAUCACAAAUUGCCGCCUGGGUUGCGCGCCGACACGCUGCACAUUUUUGGGCUGCCCUUGGAUGUGUUUUGCGAAGACAAGAAGCAGUCGCCGUCGAUGAUGUUUGUCAAGUCGUGUUUUCAGCAAUUUGGAAACAUCACCGCCGUCCACGUGCCCGGAUUUGAGCAGAUGAAAAAGCGGCGCGCGAUGGAAUUAUCGCAAAAAUCGAAGCUGGAGCAGUUGAACAAGGAAGUGGUCGGCGACGUGUUCCUCCGCUUCGAGACCUACCAGGGCUUCGUCAACGCCAUCGAGUCGUUCCGGAACAAGCGCUGGAGUCGUGUGCUGCCUGAUGGGAGCGAGCGGACGCUGGACGUCGAGGUGGACUUCGAUCGUUGCGGCCACCUGACCGAGGCGGCGAUCCACGAGCGACUCCAGGAGGUGAUCCGAGCCGAGCGGGAGGAGCAGGCCGAGAAGCAGCGCCUUAUCGAGGAGCAGCAACGGCGCAAGAAGGAAGAGCUUCGCCUUCUCCUGCUCAGCCGAAUCGAGGAGGAGAAAAAGGAGCUGCGCCAAUACCGCUCGCUGAAGAUGCUAUGCCAGGCCGAGCACAUCGUCGCCGGCGCGCUGAAGCGCGUCGUCGAGAAGCUCGAAGAGCCGGCCUCCGAGCCCGAGUCGCUGUCCGAGGAGUCCGAGCCGGAGCACGAGCCAGCGCCUGAGCCUGAGCCUGAGAGUGAGCCCGAGUCCGCGCCCAGCCCCCCGAAGCAGCGAACCAUCAGCCCGGUGUUCCAGAUUCAAAUCCGUGCCGAUUACAAGUUCCCGCGCGCCAAGAAA